Mugil cephalus (flathead mullet) is the source of this 4159-nucleotide messenger RNA. RefSeq lists its product as uncharacterized. The record is from RefSeq and is a predicted model, not a curated record. The coding region runs from base 691 to 2358 and encodes 555 amino acids. The transcript has 2 exons. Lineage: Eukaryota; Metazoa; Chordata; Actinopteri; Mugiliformes; Mugilidae.
ACUCGCACACACAUUAUGUUCUGUUGGAGAAACAGUAAAGCACAGGAGCACACUACUAAAAUUGUAUUUCUCCGCCUUGAAACUCAUCCGUGCGAUAUAUCUGUUUAUUUGUAUUUUUUUUGAUCAUGUUUGAUGUAGAAUCGACUCAUCCGCGUUUCUUGCAUCUAGUUUGUCUUUGCAUGCGAGACCAGUCUUAACAUGGUCGGAUGGGCGGUUUAGGGAAGCUUCCGCUCCAAUGUUUUACAAUCUACAGCCUCCUACUAAACUGGGGAGCUGGCUGUAGCCGUGCUAGCAAACUGGAUUAGCUGGCUUGUUAGCUUGGCACCGUGGCUAUGUAGCUGAUACGGUCCAGGCUGAGUAGCUGCUAACAUCAGCAAGGCCGCCAUUGGAGUCGAGUGUGUGUGGUUCGUCGGGAGCUGCCGCAGUAAAGGAGGGCUCUGUGUCUGUAGCCAGCAGUCGUCCUGCCCUCUCAGAUAGCACAUAAAUAACUCGAUUACUCAUCUCUGUGCUCUGGUAGUGUAUUCAAACCAGCAUCUGCAGUGGGAUCUGUGUCUUGGGUGUGUUCCCGUGUCUGCUUGCUGACAAAAGCACCAGCGCGACGCCGCACAAAACAAAGCCCGAUAACCCCGAUUCUUUAUUAAGUACUCGUCCGGCCAGAAAACGGAGGUCGUGGGGCUGGAGUGUGUGCUCAUGGCCGAGUCAGAGACUGAAUGUGACACACCCGGCCUUGACACACUUGGGUCGGAGUGUGUCAUAGCCCACAGCCAUGUCGACCUUCACUAUGGAGCAGAAACGGAGAUCAUGACAGAGGAAAAGCGUGGAUUAGAGCUGGAGAUCCAUGGCUCAGACUUAAAGAUCCAGGGACUGGGAACAGAGCUUGGAGCCGUCGCCUGCGUUGAUGCGAUUGUAGCCGAGACAGACCAUGAUUACAUUAAGGUGGAACACGGCGAGAUGCACUGUUUCACGGGAGCAGAAAUCAAGACGACUGGGACCGAGACUCUGCUGGGAGAAGUGUUGCUUAAGACGGAAAGCGAGCACGUGGUUAAAGUGGAGUCUGACCACGGUGGAGAGUUGACAGUGGAGUCUGAGAAUGGUGUAAUCAUACAUGAAGCCCAUGGUCUGCAGUGCAAUGAGUGCGGGGAGAUUUUUGGCAGCAUAGCAGAUCUUCAUCAACACUUUGAGAUCCACAAGGACCUCAACCCAUACAUCUGCGUUCACUGUGGAGAAAGCUUCGCUGUAGAAGCCAGUCUCAAGCAGCACAUGAAAAUUCACAUGAAAGAAAAGCCCUAUGUUCCCCCUGGAGUUGAGAUCAUGGGCAAAGAUGUUAUUGAUGCCUUCAGCCUUAAGUCUCAUCAGAUGAUCCAUUUGUCAGAUAAGCCCCACCGAUGCUCGGAGUGCGGCAAGAGCUUUGCAGCAGCCAUCACCCUUAGAGAACACAUGAAGAUGCAUUCAGAGGACAAGCCCUACAAGUGCACCCAGUGUAGGAAGAGCUUCGUCCGCAGAAGGCAUCUGAAAAAGCAUCAGGAGGUGCACGCACGAGAGAAGCCAUAUACCUGCGGCCAGUGUGGCAAAGGCUUUGCUACAACUUCCAACCUGAAGCAGCACCAGAAGACCCACGCUGCCGUUGUGCUCGGAGACAAACCCCACCGAUGCGCACAGUGCGGAAAGUGUUUUGCGGCCGCCGCCACCCUGAGAGAACACCAGAGGAUCCACUCGGGCGAAAAGCCGUACAAGUGCAACAUGUGCAGGAAGAGCUUCGUCCGCAAACGCCACCUGAAGAAGCACCAGCAGGUCCACGCCGGCGGGAAGCCCUACACCUGCAGACAUUGCAACAAGGGCUUCAAUCACUCCUCUUCUCUUUCCCGCCACCACAAGACCCACCUGCAGAACCCGGUGUUUUCUCCACCGCAGCCUGGGAAAACCUUGUCCUACGGCUCUCCUCCAAAACAGAGGGUGCACCAGCAGGGAGACAAGCCCUACAUGUGCCACCACUGCGACAAGGGCUUCAAUCAUUCCUCUUCCCUGUCGCGGCACCAAAGAGUCCACUCGGAGGGAAAGAGCUACACCUGCGGCCACUGUGGCAAACGAUUCAAUCACUCCUCCUCGCUCGCCCGGCACCAGAGAGUCCACUUGGAGAACAAACAGCAGCAAGAGCAGCAGCAGCAGCCGUCGUCGCCGCCACAGCCGCAACCGCAGCAGUACACCACCAUCCCCACAGGGAAGGGAUUCCCCAACAACGCCUUCCCAAAACAGCGCAUCCUGUCCGUUGAAAAACCCUACAGGUGCUCCCAAUGCGGCAAAGGCUUUAACCAUUCGUCGUCCCUCUCCAGACAUCACAGGAUCCACGUGGAUCAGUGAGCAACCCUCUCUCGCCCUCACAUGGGGUCCCACACAAGCGCACACAUCUCCGCUCCCCCCUCGUUUCUGUUCUAUCAGCGGUCCCUUCAUCGAUAUCGCCACACCACAGGAAACAUGAGGCCAGCUUCUAUAGGAAAGAGGUCAGGACGUUUGCCAUGUUGAAGCGGAGCAGCUGAGAAGGAAUGGACAGUAACACACAAGUCUUCAAAAAAGGAAGUGGCUUGGCCUGAAGGACAGUGAAACCUAUAAUUCGGAGUUCAACUCAGAGCUCGGUUUAAAGAGGGUUUAAUAAUACAUUGUGAAGGAGUCUCUAUUCUUGUUUGUGAUUGUACUUCACAUGCUCCAGGACCUGUUUUGAACAUUUUUAAAGGAAAAAAAGAAAAUGUGAUUUAAAGAUCUACAUGCUAAAAUUGUUACCUGGGGAGGGAUAAAUAUGCUACGCCCUCUGGUUAGUGUUUUUGAUAGAAGAAUUCAGUUAAUGUACCUUCAGGUUGGCACAAGCGCUUUUCAGCUUCAACUUUAUUCAAUGCUACCAACACAACUGGUGAACAAAAACUUGUAGUUAUUUUUCUUAUCACUCACAAGACCCAUGUGAAGCGAAUAUUAAAAAAAAAAUCCAAUGUAAAUAAUUGAUUUUCUUUUAUAUAUAUGUAUAGGUGACUAGUGUGCUGUUCCAAAAGAUUACAUUUUUGAUAGUAAGAUCCACUUUGUCUCCACCUUUUUAUUUUCCUCCUCCCCCCCUUUUGAAUUUAAUUUGUUUUAAGUGUUGGAGAUAAAAACAUGUUGCAGGUGUACUCAUGCAGUUUGAAAUUGGGCUCGGUCACUCAUGAGUUGUCUUGUAAAUUUCUGAGGUUGUUUCUUCUUUUGUAUGUCUUGCGAUGGGUUAGUACUGCUGCAUAGACUGUACAGAGAGCAAUACUGGCUGACACCCUGAGGUUAUUAUGACAUGCAAGUUAGCCAUAAAGAAGUGCAUAACCGGAAAUAAAAACCUACUUGGGUAGCAUAUUACAACAUGACCCGUGUCCUAAUUAUUUACUGAGCUGUCGCCUCUGUACCCAAACGUACACGAGAUGCAACAUCACACUAUUACUUUGGAGACUAAUUACCUGUGUAUAGAAUAUAGGUAACUCAUUUUGAUCUGCAAACAAUUUGGACUAAAAAUAAAAAAAAAAAAGGUUGUGUAUACUAAAACAAAACUACAUGAGGAAAUCUCACUUUUACAAGAUAUUUCCGAAGUCUAAUGGAUUGCGUUCUAUUUACUGUUAUGUGUAAAAUAUCUUUUACAAACUGAUGUAUUUUUUUAGAUAUGGCUUGGGUUAUAUGAAAGGGAAUGAGAGAUACAGCUUUUAUGAGAGUGAACAUUUUUGGUGAGCAAUAUUUUUCCUUUUUCUUUGAUAACAAUUGUGCUUCAGACUGUAGCAUAGGUUUCUUCCUUGUGUUAGAUAGGUGCCUUAUUGCAUGCUAUGUAGAGAUGUAUGCCGAGCUGUUAUUUGAGAAAAAAAAAAAGUUAGGGUUUUCAGGAGUCUUUUGUUCAUAUUCAUACUAACUUACCCUACGUUUUAAUUUGAUGUCACUGAUUCCUGUUGCUUUUUUCGUUUUGCUUUCGUGUAUAUUACCAUGUGUUUACACUGUUACGACCAUAUUGUCUAUUUUUUUCCCCUUCAUUAUUUUUGUCAAUGGCCUCAUUGUAGAGAGAAAAAUUGUAAAAGAUCCAUAUAGACUUCUCUUAAGGGCGAAUCCUGUAACACCUUCCCAAUUUCUGAGUGGCACGUAUAUGGAUAAAUAAAGGUUGUUGACUCUC